Molecule: messenger RNA, 843 nt
Organism: Auanema sp. JU1783
Lineage: Eukaryota; Metazoa; Nematoda; Chromadorea; Rhabditida; Rhabditidae
Source: the annotation of a GenBank genome assembly
AUGGCAGGUCUUGCAACAACCGUCUUCCUCACAGUGCUUCUAUUUCUAAAUGUAUAUCUAUUCCUUUCAAUAUAUUUAGCCGAUAGACAAUUCCUGAGUUAUCAUAGAGAUCUCCUUAACCGUCAUUUCCCGUCAGAACGCAUGAUAGACGUUUAUCAGAAACAGGCAUUACAAAGAAAAAUAGUAUUACGUAGACUUAUCUCGCAGAGAACGGGGAGUCAUGCGGAUUUCUACAAUACUCUCGUUCCUGAGGUCUUCUGCUAUGAGCUUCUGCGCAUAGGAUCUUCUACACAUGGAGGUAAAUGGAUUUGUAAUCCUUACAAUAUCCCUGAUAACUGUACGAUCUUGUCGGUGGGACUCAAAAAUGAAGUUUCCUUUGAUAUGGAUAUACAGUUGCUUACGAGCUCCCGAUGCGAGAUCGUAGCUGUUGAUAAGUAUAACCAGAGUGAUGAGACAAAGAAUAAGUUGGCAGCUAUGAAUGGCCGUCUUGUCAGAGCCAAAUUAGGAACUAAAAAAGGCGACAACACCUUGGAAAGACUGGUUGUGGAUGAGGAAAUAGAAAACUUGGAAAUCGCAAAAAUAGAUGUGGAGAGAGGAGACUUUGAUAACAUCAUUCCUUUCCUCGAUUCGCACAUGCCAGCUCAGAUUCUUGUACAAAUUCAUAACAGAAAUGGUUCACCUGGCAAAAUUAAGCUCCUACAUGACAUAUCCAAGAGAGGAUAUUGGCUUGUCGCACAUGAGAUCAGUGGAACACAAUUGAAUCUAUGUGAUUUCACUUUCAUUCACGAAAGCGCUUUUGAGAAGUAUCAAGUAGAACCACUUGCUCAAUAUUUAGAUUUAUAA